AAGUAUUAUUAUCUCUAAUUUCUCUGUUGAAAAAGGGGAGGGUUUUGGUUUUCUCUGAUAAAAUUAUGCUUCGAACAUGUCUUAAUUGAUUAUGGUGGCCUGGGUAAUAGUAAUGGCAUUGGCAUUCUCUCCUCGCUAACUAGCUGCCUCCAACAUGCAUAAAUUUAUGCUUUAAAUUUCUAUAUUAAUUUCCAAGGAUGAUGACGACGAUGAUAAUGAUAGGAUGACGGUGGGCUUGGAUCCGGUAAGACUGUGUGAUAGUCGGUGAAAUAGAACGAAGCCGCGGUGGACGUUGAGAAGCUUCAUCGUCGUCAUUAAUUCUGUCAGCUUCGAUUCAUCCCAACCCUAAACUUAAUUACAAUUUCAAUUUCCGCUUUAUCGCUUCACUUGUUCGCUUUGAUGGAUUCCGAUCCUUAUCACCAAUAUUCAUUGUAUUCAUCUGCCGCAAACCCUUCGCCUUGUUAUUAUCCGUGUUAUUGUUAUCUACCACCGCCGUAUAUUCCUCGCCAGCUCAACUUGGGACCGCUUGAACAGCAAGGCAACGAUAACUGGAAGGUAUAUGAAAAAGAAUAUGAUGAUCUUUAUCAGAAACACAAUCAAGAUUUCGGCAGGGAAGUUUUUGAAACAUAUGAACAGAAUGACAGCUUCUUUUCCUAUGAUACAAAUCAAACGUGUACUCUGGCAUCAGGUCCAUCUAAUUACCGGGAAUCUUAUUCUUUAGUCCUGCAGCGUGAAUUACCUCUUCCGAUGAGCAAGCUUUCACUUGAGCAUGUAUUUGAUGAAGACUCCAAGAAGAAUCCAAAUGAUGUUUCUGAAAAUGGUUCUGUUGCAGUUUUUGUUGCUGAGAAGGUUCUAGCUGAUUCUCAUGACACUGUUGAGUGUUCUAAACCAUAUCCGAAAAAGAAUGUGUUGUCGAAUGCUGUUGAGUGUGCUGAACCAGACUCGAAAAAGGAAGUGUUAUCGAUUAUUGGGGAAAUGCUUAAUCUUUCGGAUUUGCUUCUGUUACAUUUCUCGAAUAAUAGCUUCUCUAUGGAAAAAGAAAACAAUGAAACUCUCAAGCACAUUAUAAGAAACCUGAAUUCAUGUUUGAAGGGAAAAUUCUCCCAACCUACUGAUCUGGCACCAAGCAAUGCUAUGGAAGUGGAAGAUGACGACGAUCAAUCUAGUGUUGGGGGGACUAUUUCUUUUAGUUCUGAUACAACCAAGGCAACGAAGAAUGAUUCUGAAGAGAAUUUUACCUCUGGUGGAGGAAGCAACUUGCAAGCGCUUAUUUACAAGAGUUUGUGGAUGAAAGCGGAAGCUAAAUUGUCCGCAAUUGGUUGUAAAACACAUUUUGACAAAUCAAAGACUCAAGAGGAAACAAUUAAAUUUAAAUACGAGGAGCAAGGAAAUGAGGAUCUUUCGGAAGUGACAUCCAAGUUAUGCGAAUCAAGCGAUAAAUUAACAACUUUGAAGGCAGCCCCCGGAGCUGAUAACGAGGAUGAUACAGAACCAAUUAAUGACAAAGGGGAUGAGGAAAAUGAGUUCGUUCAUGCGGACAACUACGCUGAUGGCAUUGGGUACGAGUCUACUGAUGAAUAUUGUCUGUGUGGCUCGGAUGAUCCCUCGAUCAAUUCGGAUUGGGAAAAUGUUCUGAAAGACAGUCCUUGAUGGAAGUAUUGGCGAAGAUUUUGUCAACUCUUUCAAGCAUUUCAAGAAUUGUCGUCAUCGUCAUCUCCUGGAGCAAUUUGUUCAUCUGAGUAGUAACUUAGGAUUUCUUUUCCUGAAUCCAUUUGACUUUGUAACUUUCGGAUCUUAUUAUGUUUUUGGUGUGUUUCUUGAAUAUUGGUAUGCGUUUUUGCUUCUAUCACAUGAACAUAUUUUCUAUGCAAUGUGCAUUGUGUUUUAUAUUUUUAAAAUAUAUUGAUCAAUAUAAGUAUAUUAUAGUCA
Andrographis paniculata is the source of this 1929-nucleotide messenger RNA. RefSeq lists its product as uncharacterized. The transcript is spliced from 6 exons. The record is from RefSeq and is a predicted model, not a curated record. Lineage: Eukaryota; Viridiplantae; Streptophyta; Magnoliopsida; Lamiales; Acanthaceae. The coding region runs from base 400 to 1650 and encodes 416 amino acids.